Molecule: messenger RNA, 3310 nt
Organism: Xyrauchen texanus (razorback sucker)
Lineage: Eukaryota; Metazoa; Chordata; Actinopteri; Cypriniformes; Catostomidae
Gene: fhip2b
Product: FHF complex subunit HOOK interacting protein 2B
Exons: 17
Coding region: 112-2328 (738 amino acids)
Source: RefSeq, a predicted model, not a curated record
GAGAGGAACAGUCAAAUAAACAAUGUUUACAAAAUACACUCGCGCUAUAUAGCGCUAUGAGGAUGUCCCAAACCUUACACUGAUUGAGAUAAUCUCUGCUGGGAUCCGAUCAUGGACAUGUUCAACAAAGUGACGACUUUUCUGCAGCAGGCUUUAGAAACCAGGGAACCCUUGAUAAAUCUGCUGGACUCUUUUGUGGAUCACUGGAAGGCAGUAACCAACUAUUACAUAGAAACUACAGAUGAGUCUCGUCCGGUGAAGCACACAGACAUCCCAUGGAGGCUGAAACAGAUGUUGGACAUCCUGGUGUACGAGGAGAAACAGCAGGAGGAGGAAACGGGUCCCUGCCUGGAAUACCUGCUCCAGCACAAAAUACUAGAGACACUUUGUACUCUGGGAAAAGCACAGUAUCCUCCCGGCAUGAGUCAACAAGUGCUGGUGUUCUUCACUAGAGUCCUUUGCCAGAUCCAGAAACCUGUGCUGCAUUUAAUCAAUGUCUAUCGGCCUGUACAGAAACUGGUCUAUCUAUGUGGACUCCCUGGUUCAAAGACAGAAAGAGAGGAAUCUCAGUUUCUGUUUGCCGUUUGCACUCGUGUGAAGAAAGACCCAUAUGUCCUCAACUAUAUCCUUGAGGUUUCCAAAGCCUCUCUGACACAGAGGUCUAGUUCUACCUCAGAAGAGGGCUUGAAGGAGGGGUGCAUUGGAGCUUCAAGUCCAGAGAGGGCUCACUCUCCACCUGCCUCCUCUUCCAGUGCUGCCUCCUCCUCAUCUGCCCAGAGUGGAGUUCAUAACUCCAGCUCACCUCAGGCAGCCACAGGCAUUAUCCCUGUUCUCAUUCACCUGGGGAAGAGUCAGAAAAGUCGUAUUGCACUCAAAGCCCUGGAAAGUUUGUUGCUACUGGUCAGUUUACCUGAAGAAGACAUUGGAAAGUUGCUGGCUGAGGGAACUCCACUAUGUCACCUACUCGCUCAGAGAUUGACUGAGCUUUACUGCCUUAUACCCUCAACGCUCGACCCUGCAGACAUACAGAGCUACCCCAACACACAGUGGAGAGCUCGGUUCACACAGGACAGCACAGAUGAGAGCCAGUCUUUCUCAGGCAGUGAACAUGUCCACAUGUUUUUCUGCUUUUUGGACUACUGUAAUCAACUCAUCAAGGAAGCACCAACGGUACUUGCUAUUAAUAUAGCCCAAGCAAUUCACCAUCAGUGGCUUAAAGGUGUCAUCCAGCCACAUCUGCUUCAGAUGUCAGAAGUUGGGAUCCUGGUACACACGGCACUGCUGUGUUGUUCUGUGCAUCACAUACAUUCUCCUGUGCUCCUGGAGAAGCUGGUUCAGUUUCUUUUAGGAAGCGAUACACACUGCGAACAGCCAGAGGACACACACUCACACAUCCUUCGUUAUCGCCUAAUUGAACACUGCAAUCAUUUAUCAGAUGAGAUCAGCAUCACGACAUUGCGUCUGUUUGAGGGGCUUCUACAGAAGCCCAACAGAAACAUCUUGACAAAUCUGGUGCUGCGGAAUCUUGAGAAGCGCAGCUAUAGGCUGCCUGGAUCAGGAGGUGGGGACGAAAGACAAGGAGGCGAGCAUGAUAUUUUAGAAGAAUCCGAGGAGCUGGAAGAGGAUCCCUUCUUCACAGACAUGUAUGAAGACAGUGAGUUCAGUGGCCAUGAGCCUCUUCUGUCUCUACCCAGUGUGAGAGAGAGACGUAAUCCCAGCACACGCACGCAAGUUGCUGAUGUCGUCAACAGCUUCUUGUGUUUAGUGCCCCAGGAGGCAAAAACAUCCCAUCUUGUGCAGGGAGCAGGGUAUGAGACAUACGUCCAUGACGCACACAAAUUGUUAAAAGAAUGUUCUGCGCUGUCACUGGAGUGGAAUUGGCCAGAUUCUGACAAAGCCACUGAAAACUCUCCAGCUGCAGACUUCUAUGAAGGGCACUUCCUAAAAAUCCUGUUUGACAGGAUUGCACGCAUACUAGAGCAGCCAUAUGAGCUAAAUCUGCAGGUGACUUCAGUUCUGUCCAGGUUAGCUGUGUUUCCUCACCCUCACCUGCAUGAGUAUUUGCUGGACCCCUACAUAAGCCUGAGCCCUGGGGCACGAUCUCUCUUUUCCACUCUUGUCAGGGUGAUAGGAGAGUUGAUGCAGAGGAUUCAGCACAUCCCCAAUGUGACAGAAAGACUGAUGAUCAUCAGGAGACAACUAAUGGGACUGGAAGAGGAGACUAUGAUGGAUCACGCGACCCUGUUAAAAGGUGUAAUAGUACUGGAGGAGUUUUGUAAGGAACUGGCUGCCAUUGCAUUUGUCAAACUACCCAUGGAAGAACAAUGAAACAAUGCCAGACUCCAAAUACAAUACAGAGGAUCAGUACUGAACAACAUCCCCUGGAUGACUGCCUCUAUAUACAGGGGGAAAAUGGAUUUGCACAGAAUUUAGUUAUGUGGCAAUAUUUGUAGAAAUGCAUGUCACUUUUUGCUAAUUGUUGUCAGAGAGGACUCAAAUUGCCUGAUGACAGUUUGUUUUUCAACUUUUGUCCAAGAGAAAAUACCUGUGAAUUCAGACCGGUGUUGUGGUGUUUCAUAAAUCAGGUACAGUACUAGUCAGAGCAGGUUUCUAUUCAUAGCAGAAACCGUCUGUGAUGUAUCAAGUUGCUUUAUUCCACUUUUAGUGGAAUCAAUAGAAAUAAACGAUUUGUCUUUUGCACAAUAUUAAAGUGGGCGGGCUUGUUACCCAGUAAUUUUAGUCCCAAUCAGUCUCUCUGAUAUGGGACAAAGAGCUGAUUUGUGGUCAGUUCCCUCUGCCUUUAAUGUCUUAUUCAGUUUAAUAUGUAAAGCAAAACCCUUAUCUCCGAUCAGAAUUCUUAAACUGUUGUUUUUAAGCCAUUGCACAUUCAUUUACCUGUUUAGAUUGCUUUGUGCUGAUACAUUAACUGGACUUGUAUCAUUACGGUGUAUAAAGUAAUAAUGCAGUAAGAUAUUUGUAUUUAUCUUUAAUCUAUCACUUUUCUCAUCCUCUUUGAGUUGUGAAUAAUCAAUGUUAUUUUAUUUCAUCCUGUAUGUUAAAUGGCUGAACCAAAGAUCUAGAGUGAUAUUUCGAUUUUUCAAGUAUUUGUGUGUGGUAUGUGUGGUCAUCUGAUUGUCAUUUUCAUUGGCCUACUGUAUAUUCUUAAUAGGCCUUUAUUGUCUAUUGAGGCGAUAUGUGAUGUAUUGUGAGAUUUUAUAAUAAGGCUUAACACCACGGCUGUAAGCAAUACCUACUCUAAUCUAUUUUCACGGCAAUAAACUCCUAAAAUGUUCAUGGACAUUCAGUUGCA